UCCGCGCGCUCUUCACUUCUUGGGGGCUUUUUAAAACAGCGCCACUGGGGUCUUCUCCAUGCGGCUCGUGCUAUGACAGCCUCCGUGCUCCUCCACCCCCGCUGGAUCGAGCCCACCGUCAUGUUUCUCUACGACAACGGCGGCGGCCUGGUGGCCGACGAGCUCAACAAGAACAUGGAAGGGGCGGCGGCGGCGGCGGCGGCGGCCGCGGCGGCGGCCGCGGCCGGGGCCGGGGGCGGGGGCUUCCCCCACCCGGCGGCGGCGGCCGCGGGGGGCAACUUCUCCGUGGCGGCGGCGGCCGCGGCGGCCGCGGCGGCCGCGGCCAACCAGUGCCGCAACCUGAUGGCUCACCCGGCGCCCCUGGCACCCGGCGCCGCGGCCGCCUACAGCAGCGCGCCGGGGGAGGCGCCCCCGUCGGCCGCCGCCGCCGCUGCCGCCGCCGCUGCCGCUGCAGCGGCGGCGGCGGCGGCGUCGUCCUCGGGAGGGCCGGGCCCGGCGGGCCCAGCGGGCGCCGAGGCCGCCAAGCAGUGCAGUCCCUGCUCUGCGGCGGCGCAGAGCUCGUCGGGGCCCGCAGCGCUGCCCUACGGCUAUUUCGGCAGCGGCUACUACCCUUGCGCCCGCAUGGGCCCGCACCCCAACGCCAUCAAGUCGUGCGCGCAGCCCGCCUCGGCCGCCGCCUUCGCGGACAAGUACAUGGACACCGCCGGCCCCGCGGCCGAGGAGUUCAGCUCCCGCGCAAAGGAGUUCGCCUUCUACCACCAGGGCUACGCACCCGGGCCUUACCACCACCAUCAACCCGUGCCUGGCUACCUGGAUAUGCCGGUGGUGCCGGGCCUCGGGGGCCCUGGCGAGUCGCGCCACGAGCCCCUGGGUCUUCCCAUGGAAAGCUACCAGCCCUGGGCGCUGCCCAACGGCUGGAACGGCCAAAUGUACUGCCCCAAAGAGCAGGCGCAGCCUCCCCACCUCUGGAAGUCCACUCUGCCCGACGUGGUCUCUCAUCCCUCAGAUGCCAGCUCCUACAGACGGGGGAGAAAGAAGCGCGUCCCUUACACCAAGGUGCAAUUAAAAGAACUCGAACGGGAAUACGCUACAAACAAAUUCAUUACCAAGGACAAACGGAGGCGGAUAUCAGCCACGACGAAUCUCUCCGAGCGGCAGGUUACAAUCUGGUUCCAGAACAGAAGGGUCAAAGAGAAAAAAGUUAUCAACAAACUGAAGACCACUAGUUAGUGGAUGAAAAGUGGAGCUAGAGGGCAGCUUGAAGAAAUUCUUCAGAACUUGUUGCUUUGCCCAGAUAAUGAUUAUAAUGCUGAUAAUAACUGAAGAAUGAGAAAGAGAAAGAGACACUGGCAUUUCGCUUUCCUGAGGGGGAAUCUCUUACUCCAGUGGAAUCUACAAUUUUUUAAAAAAACUUUUCUCUAAGAAAUGGUAAAGACUGCCCAUUCUCUCGCCAGCCCCACCAGACCGUUAAGUGACAAACUCUAGAGUCAAACGUCAACCCCCAAAUACGCAAUUUCAGAUAAGUUACGCAUUUACUGAAAUCUUGUAAGUAUUUAUGUGGCCGUUAUAUUUUAGGACACUAGGUUAUGUGAUAAUAAUCCGAACGUUGGUUGCAAAUGCAAGAGGCUGUUGUAAACAUCUGUUUGUCCUUGGGUCACCAUUGCCAUCGCCUUUGCAUGUUAAGUGACUGCUCAGGUAAAUCUUAGUGAAGUUCCUGCCCUUGUUGUAUAUUCUGCAAAACAUGUCAUGUGUAGAUUUAGAAAGGAAAGGAGAAGAAGGUACUGAAAUAAGAAUCUUGGACUAUCUGGUAUGAAGGGAGAAAGGGAGAGAAAGCUCUUCCGAGGAUCGUCUGUCUUGGUGGUAAAUACAACCAGCUGAGUGAGCCUUUGAGGCUACAGGGGAACCCAGGUUGGGAAUGUCCUUCUGUUAAAAAAAAAAAAAAAAUUAACUGCUUAUAACAAGCAUUCUUCUUGUGGCAUUUGGACAAUAUUUUCCACCCUGAAAUAAUUUGUUUUACAAAGAAUUUGAUAUCCUUUUAAAACUAUUUAAGGUGUCAGAUAAUUCACAGAAUUCACUCCAUGUCAGAUCUCCUGAGAGGUCCCACCCCAGCAUGGUGGCCUUUGCUUUGGACACAAUUAGUUUUUCAUUUAAAUUGGUAUUUCCCAAUAUUUACUAAGUAUUUUGCCAGAAAAAUAACUUUCCUUUUUUUUUUUUUAAUUUUUUUUGGAAAACUCAGAAGGGGGAAAUCCAUUACCCUGAAACAUUUAGAUGUUUACAUUCUCCGUGUUGAUCUGUUAAGGGAUUAGUAUUUUUUCCUUGUUAUUGUGUUCUGAGACUGCAUUAGAAAGUGUAGGGAUUCAUCUUCACAGCACGUCUUUAAUCAAGCAGUUAUGUCAACCAGCACAUUCAUUUUGUUCGUAUUCACUAUAACAUGCUAUCUUGUAAAUAAAGACAUUCGGCACACUGUGAAAAUGUAUUUGUGCACCUGCUUUUCAAACAUUU
Phacochoerus africanus (Common warthog) is the source of this 2502-nucleotide messenger RNA. RefSeq names its product homeobox A13 (gene HOXA13). Gene Ontology annotation, molecular function: DNA-binding transcription factor activity, RNA polymerase II-specific; RNA polymerase II cis-regulatory region sequence-specific DNA binding. The transcript is spliced from 2 exons. Bases 73 to 1230 code for a protein of 385 amino acids. The record is from RefSeq and is a predicted model, not a curated record. Lineage: Eukaryota; Metazoa; Chordata; Mammalia; Artiodactyla; Suidae. Gene Ontology annotation, biological process: regulation of transcription by RNA polymerase II.